UCGCCAUACGUAGAAGAAGUGGCCAGUGCACAUGCGCGCUCCGCAGAGGACGUUCUUUUCCUCUGAACCUUAUUCUCAGCAACAUCCAUCAAUAUCAGGCGGUCGGUCUCCGCACGUCCUGCAGGAGAAGAUGUGCCCCUGUGUCUUAUUCACGGCCCUUCUUUCCAUUCCCCUCGCUGUGGGUUGGGUAAUACCAGCUGAAAGAGAAGAACUCCACAGGGUUUGUGCCGGGAAGGAAUUCCGCCUGCCAGUGUACUCAACGUCACGAACGGUGACUUUUACCCCAAACACUGAAGGACCUAAGCAUGUCCUGUUGGACAAAACCACCGUAAAGGAUCCACGGUUCGAAUGGACCAGAGAUAAGAUGUUGGUACUGAAAGAGGUGACUCACAGUGAUGAUGGACUUUUUGCCAUCAAACUCUCGUCUGGAUUCACCUACGAGACUGUUCGUCUGAUUGUUUCAGAAUGCAUUAAGUCCUACCACAGAAACUACGGGGAGAACUUUGAGCACAUCAUCCCAGAAAAUGGCUCCCUACUGGAGUUUUCUCCCCGAGGUGCUCCAUCUAAGGCCAUGCCCAUUGUGCUUUGGAACCGGACGGAACCUGAAACCAGUGAUGCGAGGCGGGGUCGGCUGAUGCGAGGCGGGAAGGUGUGGGUGGCCGAGAAAGUGACUCAAGUGGACCAAGGCAACUACACUGUGAGAGACGCGCAGGGGAAGGUGCUGUCCCGCAGCACCCUCGCUGUCCGUGGACACUCAUACAAUGUCACCCGCUUCAGCAAGGAGACUCUAAACCUGCCCCUCUUUCUACCUGUACAUCAUGCCCACCUCGUUUUUACCCCCACCCAACACCCUGAUGAAUCCUCACUGAGCCAUUUUGACCCCAAGCCCCCCCACGGAGCUGUGCAUCUUAUCCGCGAUGGCCAAAUAACAGACUACGACAUGCGCUACAGGGGCCUCAUCUCCCUGGGCAGGAAAGGUACCACCAAUGAGGUCGUCAUAGCGAGGCUGACCUCAAGGCAUGACGGGGUGUAUGAAAUUAGAGAUGGGAAUGGCAACCUGGUGUCCUCCACCUUAUUACAGGUGAUUGAAAAGGGGCCCAGAUGGCGAUCAUUCCUCAAGUCCAUCACUGUCCCUUCUGGGAUGUUCGUGUCAUUGGCUGGUUUCAUCUUUUUCAUGAGGCGCUACCCAAACUGCAGCCUGUCCAAGAUCAUCGCUGGCCUCAGAGUAAACCGCACACCACCAGCCAACCCUCCGAGAGUUAACAUCCAGGACUACAGCCAGCCCGUCUCUGAGCCCUCAGAAUACAACAGUCACUCCCAGCAGCCUGGACCACCAACAAAAUGGAGCCCGAGAGCCAGUCCUACUCAUAGUGGUUACACUCCAGUAACUGUCGGUACUCCGAGAGCUGAGAACCAGGGAACACACAGAUUGACAGCUGGGAGAUCCCCAUGUCAUAAUUCAACACCUGAGCGGGACUCAUCUAAUGAGGAACAGAGAAGGAUUUCCUUUUCAGUGCCUGGGGCUUCAGAUUGCCUCCACUCGUCCGAGGACUGUGUUCAAUUUCAGAUCAAGAAAGAUGGAGAUAAAAAAAGUUGGAGCCAAUCGCAAGAAUACUUCUCCACACUGCCACUAGACACAAACACCUCUGAAUCCUGCAGUGUUUACUCUUCUGAGAAACUGAACUGAACAGAGAAUUGGAGCUAAACUAUGGGAAGAAGAAAUGUGGGGCAUUGACACACAAGUCUUGGGUUCUCUGGCGGAAAAGAAAGAUCUCACCUGUGCCUUUUGCAUAUUAGCCCAGUUUUAAUCGUUUGGUAUCAAUAUUGCAUGUAAUUAUUUCAUGUAAUUUUACUGAAGCAUGAGUGGAGCAUUAGCCUUCCUGUCUCAUGUCAUCCAUUUCUUGACGCUGGUUGAUGGUGCUCCUGAAAUCUCCUGCUAUUACCUACCUCCAGACCCUCAGGACCAUUAUUACCUGCACUGUAUUUGCUAAGUGCGAGUUCAUCUGCAGUAUGUUUGUGUGUAUCAUGUGAUCUCUAGGGCUAUACAGGAAGUAGAGGAAGUCGUGAUACAAAAGUUAGCAAAAGGAAAUUUUAGGUACUGCACAAUAAUGUAGUUUUUUUCUUCUUCAUCCAUCCCAUUAACCAUUCCUCACUCGUGACAACAAUCAGUUUUCGUGUUAAAUGUCUGUACUGCAGUUGAUUGAUUUUUACAAUGGUAUAGUGUUUUAACCUUCAAGGCAACUAUAAAUGGUUAUGUGAAACGUAACAUGUUCCACCAAAUACUCCAAUAGUCAGUUGAUCUGUGAACUUUGUGUACAUGAUAAUAUAUCAUCACCACAUUUUUUUUAGUGAUAAGAGGUUGGGCUGCUGCUUGUGAUAUUUUUCAAUUGAAAAAUGUCAUAUCUCAAUCAAUAAAAUGUAGACUUCUUAUCUUUAACCCA
Scophthalmus maximus (turbot) is the source of this 2441-nucleotide messenger RNA. RefSeq lists its product as uncharacterized. The transcript is spliced from 11 exons. NCBI's taxonomy places the organism in Eukaryota, Metazoa, Chordata, Actinopteri, Pleuronectiformes, Scophthalmidae. The record is from RefSeq and is a predicted model, not a curated record. Bases 32 to 1687 code for a protein of 551 amino acids.